Messenger RNA from Plasmodium falciparum 3D7, 513 nucleotides. RefSeq lists its product as uncharacterized. Lineage: Eukaryota; Apicomplexa; Aconoidasida; Haemosporida; Plasmodiidae. The record is from RefSeq and is a predicted model, not a curated record.
AUGAGUGAACAAAUACUUUUCGACAAUUUCCCUUUAACGUUUCUAAACAAGGAUGCGAGUGAAGAUUAUGAAGACAAGAAUGAGAAGACGUAUCGCGAAAAAAUAAAGAACAUUAUAGAGGAUUUGAAAUCGUUACGUAUAGAAAUAAAUGAAAAGUAUUCAAUAAGAAGUAUGCUAGAGGAGAAAUUAACUUUAUUACAAAAAGAAGAACAAACAAAAGAGAACAAUAUGAAAUACAUAAUGAACUUCAGUGAACAUAAUAUAUACGAAAGAGAAGUUUUAAAUUAUCAGAAAAAUAUUGCACAUUUAAAAAAACAAAUACAAACAAGUAAUAGCAAAAUCAAAUUAUUACUAGAAAAAGAAUUUAAAGUAAGAAAGCAGCUACAAAUAAAUUAUAUGAAUUUAUAUGAUAUAUUAAAUGAAAGAAUUGAAUAUAUUGUUGAGAAUUAUGUAAAACAUAGAAAAUGCUCAUGUGCAAUAUAUGCUUACAAGCAAGAGAAAAAGGAAGAAUAA